This is a messenger RNA of Rhizoctonia solani, 1050 nucleotides long. RefSeq lists its product as uncharacterized. NCBI's taxonomy places the organism in Eukaryota, Fungi, Basidiomycota, Agaricomycetes, Cantharellales, Ceratobasidiaceae. The coding region runs from base 1 to 1050 and encodes 349 amino acids. The record is from RefSeq and is a predicted model, not a curated record. The transcript has 3 exons.
AUGAAGCAAGACAAAGAGGAAGACACAGAUAUGGGCAAACCUGAACCCAGCCCAAACCAACCCAACACCAUAACCACCAAAAUUCCAUUACUUGCGCCCACCACCAACCCCACCCAAACCAUGCUCCAGGCACUCUUAACCAAGAUGGGGCAGCUGGACAAUAUCAAAUCCCAACUAGACAAGCUUGAAGGCAAAUUGCUGCAGGACACCAGCCUUGCCAAUGUUGCAGCUAAGGCACCAGCCAAAGCCCCUGAGGUCAAAGCCUCUAACAUUGCUGCAGUUAUUAAGAGGGACAUUGCCAAGCCAGUCCCUGCACAGAGUGACAACAAAAAUUUUGUUGUUUGCUUCAAAACACUACCCAUUACUCAACCAAACCCCAAAAGCAUAUUUGUGGCCAUGCACAAAUGCCUUGAUGCUGCAAACUGCAAUCUUGGCAAGGGCAGACUCACCAGAGUCUGGUGGUCACUAAAGGCAAGCCUUCAUCUAUCCUUCUCCAAUAAUGUAUCCAUUACAGCAAUUGAAAAUGCCAUCCCUCUGCUCAUGGAUUGUCUAUGCCUUCCUGAGUACAAAUUUGGACCUGAGGUCCCUUGGAGCAGACUAGUUGUCACAAACAUCUCCACCAGGAUGGGUGGCUCUCUGCAAUGGAUGUGCAACUGCAAGGAGUUAACACAGCUCCUCAACAAAGCCUUCCCUGACUCUGCCAAAUUUGGCGCAGUCAUGCUUACCCUUGCACCUGACUGGCUAGCAGACCCUGUGCAAUUACAAGCCAAGGGAUGCCAUGUGUUGCAUGCCAACUGCACCACUUUGUCAUUUUUACACCCAUGCACCGCUGAGGCAUUACGCCUACCCCUCAUUGACCUCCCCAUACCCCAAACUGUUACCAUGCUUGAUGGGUUGAGCCCCCAGGCAGGCAAAAUCUGGAAAAAGGCAAACCUUACCUUCUCCUUUGAUGGCAAAUGUAUGACCAAGACCUUCCUUAUAUGCAAUACAGGGUCUCAUGCUGCCAUCCUGGGUUUGAAAUGGCUGGACACUCAUAACCCAGUGUCAUAA